AUGACAAAUAAUCAUAGUGAAUACGAAAAUAUGGAUGCUGAGGGUGAAAGUCUAGGAAUCUGGGAAUCAAUUUAUCUUAAUCCAAGUUUUAUCGACGACGAUGAUAGUGAAAAAAUAAAAUCAUCAUUAAUACAUAAUAAAAAAUCAACAGAUACUUCUGAACAAUCACCAUAUCUCGAAGUAGCUAAUAAUGUAUCAAAUACAGAUGAUCCAUCAAUAUUAUGUUUAACAUUUCGUUCAAUAUUUAUUGGUAUUUUAUUAACAUGUCUUAUGGCAUUUACAGUUCAAUUUUUUGCUCUUCGUACAUCACCAUUAGAUGUUAAUACUGGAAUAAUCAUAUUAGUUUCAUAUCUAUUUGGUAAAUUAAUGGCUGCUAUAUUACCAACAACUAUAUGUAAUAUAACAAUAAAUCCAGGACCAUUUUCUAUUAAAGAACAUACACUUAUAGUAAUAAUGGCUUCAUCAGGAUCACGUACAUAUGAAGCUAUGGAAGCAUUACUUGGUCAACGUCUGUAUUAUAACUAUAAUCUUACACAUAUUAAUUCCAUAUUAUUUAUAUUAAUAAUGCAUUUUCUUGCAAUAUCAAUAUCUGGAAUUUUAAAACGAUAUCUUGUAUGGCCAGCAGCUAUGAUGUGGCCGAGUACUUUAGUAAGUUGUUCAUUAAUUCGUACAUUAAUGGAUGAAAGUCAAUCACUUGAAGAAGAAACUCGUUGGAAAAUGUCUCGUUCGAAAUUUUUUUGGUUAAUUGUUUUAUUUCAAUUUCUUUGGUAUUGGUUACCAGGUUAUAUAUUUCCACUUUUAUCAGCUUUUUCAUUUGUUUGUAUGAUUGUACCAAAUAAUAUUAUUCUUUCACAAGUAACUGGUGCAAGUGGACUUGGUUUUGGUGCAAUCGAACUCGACUGGAAUGCUUGGGUUGCUUUUUUAGAAUCACCUAUUCUCGUACCAUUUUGGGCGCAUAUUAAUAUAUUUGUUGGAUUUAUAAUUGCUAUUUGGAUUGGGACACCUAUUAUUUAUUAUUUUAAUAUAUGGGAAUCACAAAAAGCACCAAUUAUUUCAAAUCGAGUUUUCGAUAGUGAUGGUUAUUAUUAUAAUACAGCACAUGUAUUGAAUAAAGAUUUACAUUUGAAUGCUACUGUCAAUAAAGUAUAUGGUGAAGCUUAUUUGUCUGCUGGAUAUGCUGUUUCGUUUUGUUUUAUGUUUGCUGGCAUGUCGGCUUUGAUUAUACAUACAAUACUGUAUCAUGGUAAUUCUAUUGUUGAUCAAUUUCGUUCAAGUAUAUCUGAUAAAAAGAAUGACGUUCAUGCUAAACUUAUGUCAUCUUAUCCACAAAUUUCCGACUGGUGUUAUUAUAUAAUGUUUUUGGGUACAUUAUUCAUUGCAUUCAUUUUCUGCUAUUUUACCGACUCAUUACCAUGGAAAGGCGUACUUUUUUCAAUUAUUCUUACUCUUAUUUUUACUUUACCAAGUGGUAUUAUAACAGCAACAACGAAUAUGACAUUGACUACUACAAUCGCUGGUGAUUUUUUAUGUGCUAUCCUUUUACCCGGUAAUCCAAUUGGUUUUCUUACAUUUCGUACAUAUACGAAUACAUGUUUAAAUCAAAUUAUAAUUUACUUAACAAAUUUAAAAAUCGGUCAUUAUAUGAAGAUUCCACCUCGUAUUAUAUUUCCUGCAUUUAUUUUAUCAUCAAUUAUAUCGUCUAUAGUUCAUUAUCUAGUCGGAAUAUAUCUUCUUUAUGAUGUACCAAAUAUAUGUACACCGAAAAAUCAUUCAUGGAGAUGUUUACACGUAGAAAAUACUUAUACAGCAUCGAUCAUAUUUGGUGUUGCUGGAUUAUUCAAACCUGGUUCAAGAUAUUUUCCAAUACUUUUAGCAUUUCCAAUUGGUUUUAUAUUACCCAUGGUAAGUUGGUAUUUAUGGAGAAAAUAUCCAAAUACUAAAUGGUUAUCAUUAAUUAAUUUUCCAAUACUUUUAUUAUCUACAACGAAUCUUCCACCAGCACCAACAGUCACAUUUCCAUCAUGGUUUUUAGUUGGAUUUAUUUUUAAUUUUAUAUUAUAUCGUCAUGCUUCUACUUGGUGGCAAAAAUAUGCAUAUAUAUUCUCUGCUGCAAUGAGUUGUGGUGUAGCCAUAUGCGGAUUUUGUAUAUUCUUUCUAUUUGAAAAUCAACAUAUUCAUUUUCCACAAUGGUGGGGCUUAGGGGGACCUACUGGUGAUGGUUGCCCAUUGGCUAGUGCGAAUUAUUCCGGUAGUAUUCCAAUGGAACGAGAUUUAUAA
This is a messenger RNA of Adineta steineri, 2277 nucleotides long. The record is from the annotation of a GenBank genome assembly. NCBI's taxonomy places the organism in Eukaryota, Metazoa, Rotifera, Eurotatoria, Adinetida, Adinetidae.